GUCAGAUGGCUCCACGUCGGACACGCCAUGCCAGGGGGGGUGUUUAGGGAAUAGGGCAUCCAGACCUGCCAUCAAUUUGUGUCGGGGAGCAUGAACAUUACUUUGCGGGGACUGCGCUGAUAGGACCAAACACCGCAACGUGUCACCGAAAGCAACAAACCGGACAGAAUCCUGACAUUUGGACCGAUGCGGCCGAAAGGAAAGAAAAGAUGACCUCCUAAAAAGGUAUAGUGGACUGGCGACGUCAUGGACUUGCGGCCAGAUUCGGUCGAGAUUCCCUCCAUCCAUCAUGGAUGAUGCGUUCGCCCCUUGUCAGACCACCCCCAGGGUUCGUUCUUUAUAAGGAUGAGGGGAGACACAGGUGAGAGGGGAAAAGCACACUCCUACAAUCUAAACCUCAUCUCUCCUCACUCGCUACACUCACAAUGCCUUCUGACGAGCUGAGCAUAUCUGCUUAUGGAGCUGCCCGCUCCACUAUCAAGGGCGAACCUCUCGAUGCCGAAGAGAUCCGCAAGACAGACGCCUAUUUCCGUGCCAGCUUGUAUCUGUGCCUGGGCAUGCUGUACCUCCGGGAUAACGUUCUUCUGAAGGAAUCACUCAAGAAAGAGCACCUCAAGGCCCGUCUACUCGGCCACUGGGGUUCCGAUGCCGGCCAGUCCUUCACUUGGCUUCACAUGAACCGCUUGAUCAAGAAGUACGAGUUGGAUGUGCUGUUCGUCUCUGGACCGGGCCACGGUGCCCCUGGCAUCCUCUCCCAGUCCUAUCUCGAGGGAGUUUACUCGGAGGUCUAUCCCGAUAAGUCCGAAGACGCGGUGGGCAUGCAGAAGUUCUUCAAGCAAUUCUCCUUCCCCGGGGGCAUUGGUAGCCAUGCCACCCCGGAGACCCCGGGCAGUCUGCACGAGGGUGGAGAGCUGGGCUACUCCAUCUCGCACGCCUUCGGCACCGUCUUCGACAACCCCAACCUCAUCACGCUGACGAUGGUCGGCGACGGUGAGGCCGAGACUGGUCCCCUGGCCACCAGUUGGCACAGCACCAAGUUCCUGAACCCGAUCACCGAUGGCGCGGUGCUCCCCGUGCUGCACCUGAACGGCUACAAGAUUAACAACCCGACGUUGCUGGCACGCAUCAGUCACGACGAACUGUCCUCUCUCUUCAAGGGCUACGGCUGGACUCCGUACUUCGUCGAAGGCAGCGACCGCGAGAGCAUGCACCAAGCCAUGGCGGCGACGCUGGAGCACUGCGUGCUGGAGAUCCGUAAGUUCCAGCAACAGGCGCGCGAGUCGGGCAAGCCCUUCCGACCGCGCUGGCCGUUGAUCGUGCUGCGCACGCCCAAGGGCUGGUCGGCACCGCGCGAGAUCGACGGCAAGCUCCUGGAGGGCUUCUGGCGGGCGCACCAGAUCCCCAUCACCGACGUGCUGACCAACGAGGCCCACCUCAAGGUGCUGGAGGACUGGAUGAAGAGCUACGGGCCGGACCAGGUGUUCGACGAGAACGGCACGCUCAUCCCCGAGCUGAAGGCGCUGGCGCCGACCGGCAACGCGCGCAUGAGCGCCAACCCCGUGGGCAACGGCGGGCUGCUGCGGCGUCCGCUGGACCUGCCCGACUUCCGCGACUACGCCCUCACGGACAUCAACCCCGGUGUCUCGGUGCGCGGCAGCAUGGUCAACAUGUCCAAGUUCCUGCGCGACGUCGUCGGCCGCAAUCUGACUAACUUCCGCGUCUUCGGACCCGAUGAGACCGAGUCCAACAAGCUGUCGGAGAUCUACAAGGCCGGUAAGAAAGUCUGGCUGGCUGACUACUUCGACGAGGACAACGACGGCGGCAACCUGGCCAUGCACGGCCGCGUGAUGGAGAUGCUCAGCGAGCACACGUGCGAGGGCUGGCUGGAGGGGUACGUGCUGUCGGGUCGCCACGGGUUGCUGAACAGCUACGAGCCGUUCAUUCACAUCAUCGACUCGAUGGUCAACCAGCACUGCAAGUGGAUCGAGAAGUGCCUGGAGGUGGAGUGGCGGGCGAAGGUGGCAUCGCUCAACAUCCUGCUGACGGCGACGGUGUGGCGACAGGACCACAAUGGUUUCACGCACCAGGACCCGGGGUUCCUGGACGUGGUGGCCAACAAGAGCCCCGAGGUGGUUCGCAUCUACCUGCCGCCAGACGGCAACACGCUGCUGUCGGUGACAGACCACUGCCUGCGCAGCGCCAACUACGUGAACGUGAUCGUGGCCGACAAGCAGGACCACAUCCAGUUCCUCAGCAUGGACGAAGCGGUCGCGCACUGCACCAAGGGGCUGGGGAUCUGGGACUGGGCCAGCAACGACCAGGGCCACGAGCCGGACGUGGUGAUGGCGUGCUGCGGCGACGUGCCCACGCACGAGGCACUGGCGGCCACGGCGCUGCUGCGCGAACACGUCCCGCAGCUGAAGGUGCGCUUCGUCAACGUCGUCGAUCUGUUCCGGUUGAUCUCCAAGAUCCACCACCCCCACGGCAUGUCCGACCGCAUGUGGAAGUCCAUCUUCACCGACAACAAACCCAUCAUCUUCAACUUCCACUCCUACCCCUGGCUCAUCCACCGUCUGACCUACAAGCGGCCCGGCCAGGAGAACAUCCGCGUGCGCGGCUACCGCGAGAAGGGCAACAUCGACACCCCCUUCGAGCUGGCCGUCCGCAACAACACCGACCGCUACAGCCUGGCCAUCGACGCCAUCGACCACGCCCAGUCGCUGGGUAACACCGCCGCGGGUGUGCGCGAGAAGCUGCUGAACAUGCAGCUGCUGGCCAAGCAGAAGGCGUUCGACGACGGGUUGGACCCGGAUUACAUUCGCAAUUGGACGUGGCAGUGGCCCCGCGAGAAGUCGGAGGGAGUUUGAUACGCAGAUCAACCGAGAUGACAUCCGAAUUAAUCGUCUUUAUUAUUCCUGUUAACAAGCAAACUGAAGUCUAUUACCCGACAUAACAUAAUGAAAUCGUGAUACCAUGCCCCCCUCUUCUCCCAUCCAUCACCAUCUAGCUUCCAUAAUCAUUAAGUAUUCGUAUCUUUGAGGUGACGACCCGAAACAAUGCAUCGCCCCCA
Molecule: messenger RNA, 3070 nt
Organism: Aspergillus homomorphus CBS 101889
Lineage: Eukaryota; Fungi; Ascomycota; Eurotiomycetes; Eurotiales; Aspergillaceae
Product: phosphoketolase family protein
Exons: 1
Coding region: 426-2867 (813 amino acids)
Biological process (GO): carbohydrate metabolic process
Molecular function (GO): aldehyde-lyase activity
Source: RefSeq, a predicted model, not a curated record